GACGUGAUGCGACAUUCAGAAUACCGAAGCGUUGCGAUCUUCCCAAUACACGUAUGAUAGAGUUACGAAACGCGUGCUGUCCUCGCAAGGUCCACCAGAUGUGGCAUAGUCUGGUAGGGGUCCUAGAAGGUACCUAGGUAUUCGAGAAGCCGCUGCAUGACAUGUGAACUCCAGAUUUCCUCUACAUGAACAUUCACAUCUCCGCAUUGCUAUAUAUCUUCUUAUUCAUCCUCUGUCUUUAGUACAACGAGAACAUGGAUACCGCAAAAGAGGCAGCUUCGACAGCCGCAACCAAAGGGAAAGAGCUGGAGCAAAAGGUCGGGGAAAAGUUGAUAUUGCUAUGGCAUGAAAUCUCGCCAUGGCAGCAAGACAAUCACUACAUCCGAUCCGGUUACCGCGCUCAAUCAAAUUCCUACGCCAAAUCAUGGAAAAGCCUUGGUUAUCUGCACAACGAAACUGUCAAUAUCUACACUCAUCUUAUCGGAGCCCUUCUAGCCGCCAUCUCCGGUGUAGUUCUCUAUCAAACUCUUGAGCCUCGUUACGAAACGGCCACUCGCGAAGACAUCUACGCGUUUGGCUGUUACUUCUCUGGAGCAAUUGCUUGCCUGGGCAUGAGCGGAACCUAUCACACCAUACAGAAUCAUUCACACGAAGUCGCCGUAUGGGGCAACAAGCUGGAUUAUCUGGGCAUCGUCUUCUUGAUCUGGGGAAGCUUCGUACCGGUCCUAUACUAUGGUUUCGGAGAGCAGCCAGAGCUGAGGAAGACUUAUUGGACAAUGAUCACGACUCUGGCAGCCGGCACAUCCAUUGUAUCGACGCAUCCCAAGUUCCGCACACCCGCUCUGAGGCCGUUUCGAGCAUUGAUGUUCGUGCUCAUGGGUCUCUCGGCUGUGUUUCCUGUAGUUCAUGGCAUUCGCUUAUAUGGAGUCGAGCAUAUGCGGGAGAGUAUUGGGCUGGAUUGGGUCGUUUUGCAGGGGGUCCUGUAUAUCGCUGGUGCCGCCAUCUACGCUGCUAGACAGCAGCAAGUCACCUCAUGGGCUUGGUGA
Molecule: messenger RNA, 1046 nt
Organism: Pyrenophora tritici-repentis Pt-1C-BFP
Lineage: Eukaryota; Fungi; Ascomycota; Dothideomycetes; Pleosporales; Pleosporaceae
Source: RefSeq, a predicted model, not a curated record